AUGUCCCGGUCAACCCCUCGCAAACGCGGCCACGCCCGCCACUCCUCCGCCUCCGGCCAUGGCCCCCGUCCCGUGCAGUCCGACUACGAAUCCGACGCCGCCCACUACAUCGACUCCCACCCAGUCCCCGUCCCGAACCCGGCCCUCUUCAACCGCACGAACACGGACCUCAACCUCUCGGUCCUGCGCCGCUACCUCCCCUCCAUCAACUCGACCCUCUCCAUCGCCGCCAACGCUGUCGUCUACACCUUCAACCCUUCUCUCCCCGGCUGGGACAAGACGGGCAUCGAGGGCACCUACUUCCUCUGCAUGCAGGACCCGGCCCCGGGCGCCAGCUCCGCAACCCCCCGUGCCUGCAUCUUCGUGCUGAACCGUCGCGGCCUCGAGAACGUCAUCCUCGACCUGGGCGACGUCGCCGACUUCGAGGUCGUCGACGAGAUCUACAUCUUCCGCCUGCGCGGCGGCGAGGAGGAUGGCAGCAAGGUCAUGGGCAUCUGGAUCCACGCCGACAAGGACGACACGCGUGUUAUGAACGCCGCCCUCAUCACCGAGACGCUCAGGCACGUCCGCAUCGCCGAGGAGCAGAACGCCGUCGCCGGCGGCGGUCCCGCCCCGCAGGAGGAGCUGGGGCCCGCGAUGCAGGCCAUCGGACGCCGGCUGAGCCUGAGCGAUCUUUUCGGCGCGCAGAACGGGGUCAAGGGCUAG
This is a messenger RNA of Colletotrichum higginsianum IMI 349063, 705 nucleotides long. RefSeq names its product Dcp1-like decapping family protein. The transcript has a single exon. Gene Ontology annotation, biological process: deadenylation-independent decapping of nuclear-transcribed mRNA; positive regulation of catalytic activity; deadenylation-dependent decapping of nuclear-transcribed mRNA. The record is from RefSeq and is a predicted model, not a curated record. Gene Ontology annotation, cellular component: P-body. Gene Ontology annotation, molecular function: mRNA binding; enzyme activator activity. NCBI's taxonomy places the organism in Eukaryota, Fungi, Ascomycota, Sordariomycetes, Glomerellales, Glomerellaceae. The coding region runs from base 1 to 705 and encodes 234 amino acids.